GUUCAUUUAUCAAUAAAAAAGAGAUUGAAAGAGAAUUGGACAGUGAAGAAGAGGGUAAUUUAGAAAAUCCACUGGAUGAACCGAGUGAAGAAAUUAUAGACGUUGAAAAGAACAGAAGUUUUAAAAACUUGGAACAAUUCAUCAACACAGAAAUGAUAAGAACUCCACCUUCUAAAGUACAGAAAACUUCUGAAACAGAGGGAAAAAACCCUGAAUCAAUCAAUACGGAGAAGUCGGCACAAACUGCUGAAAAUUUAUCAGGCGAUAACCCUAAAAGAACUCAGGAAGAAACUGACGAAAUGAAUAAAUUUUUUGAAAACAUAAAAAAUGCUGCAAAAGAUGUCGAUAAUUCGAAAUUGGAGGAGAAUAAUUCAAAUCAAACCGAAAAUACGAAUAGUUCUGCUUAUCAAUCUGCAAAUAAUUCUAGCCGCACGAAUCAAAGCUAUCAACGCUCUCAUAACAAUGAUACCACAUUACAGCAAUAUAAUUCGUUUGAACAAAAUAAUAUGCCUCAUUCUACUCGUAUCGAUCAAAAUCGCAUAUCUCAAUUUUAUGAUAAUCCUCCACCGACUUAUUCAUCUACUUUACAGCCUAAUUAUUCAGCUUCUUUACAAAAUUCUGCACAACCAAAUUUUUCUCAGACACAUUAUACAUCCAAUCCUACAAAUUGUUCUCAGGGUAUGUCUCAACCCAAUUUUGCUCAAAUCCAUUAUCCACCAAGCUUGAUGCAUAAUGCAAAUCCUUCACUUAACUAUACUCAAUCGCAAUUCCAACAAAAUCGUGGACAGCCAAUGAGGUACGAUCAAAAUAUAAGUCACCAACAAUAUAAUGAAUCACUAUACCAUUCAAAUCGUUAUCCCACAUCAAUGGAUAAUCCAAUUGCAUCAAUUUCAUCUAAUGAUACUCGCAGUAAUUCAAGCUCAAUGUACGUAAACGAUAAUAGCAUUCGUGAAAGAAACGAACGUGGAAACAGAGAUUUCUUACGCAACGAAGGACAAAGUUCUCUAUCUUUUAAUCGAAAUAAUCAGGACAAUUGGCUACCUGAACGUACACAGUCUAAUUUACAAAAUCAAUCUGGUUUUAUGCCAUUUAAUAAUUCAAACAUGUCUACAAUUCAACUGCCAGUGCGCCAACAAUUCUUACGUCGUCUUAAACUCAUACCUAAAUUUGAUGGAGCAACUCACAAAGAAUUGGUCGAUUUCAUCGAUAUUUGUGACACUCUUUACGAGUCAUGCAUGAAUGAGUAUGAAGAAAAUGAAUAUUACGAGCAAAUGGCGCUCCAAUUAAGGGGAGAGGCUAGACAAGUACUAGUUAAUCUCAGAGAACCAAGUUGGUCGGCAAUCAAAGAAAGAAUCUAUAUUCAAUUCAAACAUUUAGCCAAUAAAGACGUACUUAACAGUCAAUUAGAAAAUCUUAAACAAGAGAAAGAAGAAUCAUUGACUAAAUUUGCAGAAAGAGCACGGAAACUGUUGCAAGAGAAAAAUGCAGCGUAUAAAUAUUUAACAGAAGAUCAAAAAAUUGAACACAAUAGGAUUGCUCGGAAAGCAUUUUCCAGAGGUAUCACAGAUACCAGGUUACGUAAUAGAUUGAUCACUCGUGGAGCAAGCUCUUUAGAGGAUGCAGUAGCAUAUGCUAUUGAAGCAGAAAACGAUGCGUUAUAUCAAAUACCUAGGCACGAGCUGUUCUGUGGACACUGUAGAUUAACAGGUCAUCGUGAACGUGAUUGUCGCAAUAGAAUUGGCGGUAACAACGGCAUUAGUGGUUUAAUCACAGCUCUUCAAUCUUUCAAUACAAAUCAAUCAUUCAAUCGAUUCGGCAAUAAUAAUUUCAAUCGUUUCAAUCGAAACAGAAUCCUAAACAAUAACAAUCGUUUCAAUGGAAAUUGGAAUAAUGGUAAUCGUUUCAAUGGAAAUUGGAACAGUAGUAAUCGUUUUAAUGGAAACUGGAAUAAUAAUAAUCGCUUCAAUGGAGAUCGUUUUAAUUGGAAUAAUAGAAAUCGCUUCAGUGGAAGUUGGAAUUCGGGUAAUAUAUUUGAUCAAAACAAUGGCAAUCAAAACUGGUCAUCUCGCAAUGAAAAUCGUCCAACCAAUAAUCAAUUCAAUGGCGACAAUCCUUCAUACAAUCGUAACUGGGGUAACAACAAUCAAAAUAACAGACCUCAAAAUAAUCAAAACAAUCAGAAUCAGAACAAGCCACAACGUACUUUUGAUAAUCGCAACAAUCAAAGAUUCAACAAUAACAAUGCUGUCGAAGCGGCAAUUGAAGUUGUUCAUCAGGAUACCCAAUCGGAAAACUAA
Messenger RNA from Sitodiplosis mosellana (orange wheat blossom midge), 2297 nucleotides. RefSeq lists its product as uncharacterized. The annotation marks the transcript as partial. The transcript has 3 exons. NCBI's taxonomy places the organism in Eukaryota, Metazoa, Arthropoda, Insecta, Diptera, Cecidomyiidae. The record is from RefSeq and is a predicted model, not a curated record.